UUCAGCUGUCUCUUUUCUAUCUGUUUCUCACAUCCGUUGAGUUCGGGACCUUGCUCAUGCGGGAUGGCAAUCAACGGCUACAUGGUUCACUUUGAUUCGCCGAUUCGCCAUUUGGGCUCCAGCGCCUUAAACGGCAUUAACGGGGCCUUGGGCUUUAAAAACAACUUGAUCUUCCUCAAUCCUCACAAAAAAGGCAGUCCCACCGCCUCGACUCCGUCCUCCGGAGCGGCACCUCACAAGGGCUCGGGCCAGGUCAAUGGCCACGGCGACGGUGGUGCGGCCAGAGAUGAACCGCCGCGACCCAAGAUUGUGUAUUUCCCAUUGCGUGCGGUGGAGGUGGGCUAUCAUCGCCAAAGAUCGUCUGGGGCCGGCAUGUUUAACAUGGGCAAUACUUGCUACUUGAAUUCGACCCUCCAAGCCCUGUUCCAUACCCCGGCUUUGUUCAAUUAUCUAAUGAGUGAUUUCCACAAGCGGGAAUGCGGCAAGAAUGGUUCGGGCGGCUUCCUCCAGACCUGCAUGAUAUGCAUUCUCACGAGUACGCUCAAGGAUACCCUGUCGGUGAAUGUAAUGCGGCCCAACCGGGUGUACGAAAAGUUGAAGAAUAUUUGCAAGCAUCUCGUACAUGGUCGUCAAGAGGACGCCCACGAGUUCUUGAGAUAUCUGAUUGAAUCGCUUCAGAAGUCGUUUCUCGUGUCGCGUCACGCGCCCAAGAAUUUAGAUAAUGCUAGUAAAGAGACUACCCCGUUCAAUCAAAUUUUUGGCGGGUACAUGCGGCAAGAUGUAACCUGUCUGAAGUGUAAGUACGUGUCUGUUACAUUCCAACACUUUAUGGAUCUCCUGCUCGACAUCAGACAAACGUCCAAUAUUGACGAUGCUUUAAAUAUCUACUUUCGGGCUGAGCGGAUCGGCAGUGGUGACGGAGUGAACACGUACAAAUGUGAGAAGUGCAAUAUGAAAGUGCCCGCCAAGAAAAAGUGCUUCAUUGAACGACCUCCCAUAGUGCUUUGUGUUCAGCUGAAGCGAUUCAGCCUUCUUGGUGGGAAAAUCAGUCGCUCGGUCCAGUUAAGUCGGCGAAUUGAGAUGAAUGCUUUCGUCAAAAAGAGAGAUAUGAGUGUCAGUCCCAUGCCUCCACUUCAGUACAAGCUAGUGGCCAUGAUCACUCACGUAGGCCCUUCGCCCAACUGCGGUCACUACACGGCCAUUGGUGAGGCCAGUAAUGGACAAUUCUUCCAAUUUGAUGAUUCCUCGGUUCGGCCGAUUUCUAUCAAUCAAGCCCUUAAUACUGCUUCAUACGUGGUCUUUUACGAGAUGACCAAGCAGAGUAAGGAGGCUUGGGUUGAGCAGAUGAAUGCAACGGCACUCCCAAAAGAGACACUCUACAAGCAUCCCUCGUCUAGUAAGCCUUGCACGGCCACUUCCUCCUCGUCGUCGACGACUGUAUCAUCGCAAUCUAACGGCAAUUCGCUAUCUAACACGAGUUCAUCACCAGUUGUUCCGAAAGCCAAGUUCUCAGGAUUGAAUGGGACAGUCAAUAAGUUGGGUGUCGUAGCUAAAAGCACCCUUUCAUCCUUGCCUCAAUCAUUAACGGGUCUGAAGAAGCCCGCUCAAUUAGUCCCUUAUGAUGGAGCAGACUCCUCCGAUUCUUCUGAAGACGAGACAGAAGCGCCCAAGCAAAACGGUCGCAACUUUCCCGUCGCAACUUCUUCACCCCUUUUAAACCCAACUGUAACUACUAAUGCUUCUGGUAAUACUGUGCCCAAGUCAUCGCCGUUUGUACCUCGAUCAGUCACCGUAAACGCCUUGAAAAGGUCGCAGGAGCUAAGAUCUGAUUCUUUAGCCAUAGAAAACGGCUCAUCCACCACCAAUUCGGUUUCAAAGUUGUCGGAUCAUGGCCCACAAAAGGAUGUGAAGACUUCGGGUAGUGGAUUGUGGCAGGUGCUGGAAACUGAGCACCAUAACCCAUCAAUCAGUAGUGAUAACUCCAAUGGCUCUACAUCGGGUGCCUGGCAUAUCACACCCUCGACCACACCGCCCACCACAACUAUGGCGGGUGCCAUGGUUAACGCGAGUGAAACGACAGCCAGCCCGACUGUGAACGGAACGAAGAAAAAUGGCCAAGAUCCACUGGAGCUAUCUGAUCAUGAUCAACUACCCCAACCGCGUUUGAAUGCCACGUUGCCCCAACAGGCAUCGAUGACGUCCUCCUCGACUGCGUCGUCAUCACUUAGUAAUACCCCAGAACACAGCCGGUCCAAUAAGCGAAGUAGCAGUAUCGAAGAGUAUGAAGCCGAGUUGGAUCGAGGCAGGACGAAGAAGGUCAAAAAAAGACACCCCCAACGUUAUCAUCUCAAUAACGAUAGAGAAGCAGAGUAUAGUUCAAGAGCGUCCUUUAACUCGUCGAACUUCAAUCCGUUCCAAGCUCACCAGAAUAAAAGCUACAACGGAAAAGGUUACCAACAUCACCAUAGAAAUGGUAGCAACAAUCAGCUGCCGCACCGGAACCAAAGUUCUCCGAGUAAUCGAGGAUUUGCCUCACGUUCCUCAUCAUGGUCAGGAUCUCGUGUGAAAUGGAAAGCCUACUCGCAAAAAUAAACUGAACGAAUAAGAGAUUCGGAAGUUGUGGGAGUUUCCCGGGAGAGAUGUAUGUUUCUGACCUUGAUGCUAAAGAUGGUGCAAAGAUUUGUUUGAAUCGGUCCUCGCACGGUAUGGCCCGACUCGAGUGGUUUGAUGAAUCUUCCUCACUGAACAAGAUUCACCGGUGGGUGUGGUAUUACCAUUCAUGCCCGAACGAUCCUUAGAUCGGUUUACACACUAUACUUUGUGUUUAAAUGAGCAUACGAUGCGUUUGAUUUGUUCAAUUCAAUGGUUUACGGUAUACUGAU
Tigriopus californicus is the source of this 2882-nucleotide messenger RNA. Its product is annotated as ubiquitin carboxyl-terminal hydrolase 36-like. Gene Ontology annotation, molecular function: cysteine-type endopeptidase activity; cysteine-type deubiquitinase activity. Gene Ontology annotation, biological process: protein deubiquitination; regulation of apoptotic process. Gene Ontology annotation, cellular component: cytosol; nucleus. Bases 64 to 2592 code for a protein of 842 amino acids. The record is from RefSeq and is a predicted model, not a curated record. The transcript is spliced from 3 exons. Lineage: Eukaryota; Metazoa; Arthropoda; Copepoda; Harpacticoida; Harpacticidae.